CUCAACCUUUCUCUUUAUCCACAACAACUCGCCCGCAUCUUCAUCCCACCCAGUCUCACGCCCGCUGCCCUCGUUUCGAUACCUUUAAACACCUUUCCGUCACCUCCCACCCUCCCACAAUGGCCGACCGCGAGCAACCUUACGACCCGUACAUUCCCACCGGCGGCGACGCCAACCAAGGCGGCCAGGGCCAGAAUGGCAACCAGCGCACCCAGGCACUCCAAGCGGAAAUCGACAGCACCGUAGGCAUCAUGCGCGACAACAUCAACAAAGUCUCCGAGCGUGGUGCUCGCUUGGACUCGCUCCAGGACAAGACCGACAACCUCGCCGUCUCCGCGCAGGGUUUCCGACGAGGCGCAAACCGUGUCCGCAAACAGAUGUGGUGGAAGGACAUGAAGAUGCGCAUGUGCCUCAUUGUCGGAAUCAUCAUCCUCCUCGUUGUCAUCAUUGUCCCCUCUGUCGUCGCAACCCGAUAGAUUGCCCUCUACGAUACCUCACGAAACGAAACAGCAGCACCAUUUAAUAGGAGAGGGAUCGAGUGUUUGAAAAGUUGGCAUAGCUGUCUGGAAAACGGCCUCAGUGGCUGCGAAAUGCACG
Molecule: messenger RNA, 597 nt
Organism: Aaosphaeria arxii CBS 175.79
Lineage: Eukaryota; Fungi; Ascomycota; Dothideomycetes; Pleosporales
Product: putative snare protein Snc2
Exons: 3
Coding region: 120-476 (118 amino acids)
Biological process (GO): vesicle-mediated transport; vesicle fusion
Cellular component (GO): plasma membrane; SNARE complex
Molecular function (GO): SNAP receptor activity; syntaxin binding
Source: RefSeq, a predicted model, not a curated record